Hypanus sabinus (Atlantic stingray) is the source of this 14683-nucleotide messenger RNA. Its product is annotated as dynein axonemal heavy chain 6-like. Lineage: Eukaryota; Metazoa; Chordata; Chondrichthyes; Myliobatiformes; Dasyatidae. Gene Ontology annotation, cellular component: dynein complex. Gene Ontology annotation, molecular function: dynein light intermediate chain binding; ATP hydrolysis activity; dynein intermediate chain binding. The record is from RefSeq and is a predicted model, not a curated record. The transcript has 87 exons. Gene Ontology annotation, biological process: microtubule-based movement. The coding region runs from base 271 to 14217 and encodes 4648 amino acids.
CGCGACGCCAACCCUGAACUCGGCCUAGCGGCUGCUGGUGAGAUCGGCGGCCGCAGAACAAGUGGAGGAUCAGUCCGGGGACCGAUUCGCCCCAAACGUCCGAUCGGAGCCGGAGAGCUGUCCUCCCGGGAGGCAGAGUGUUUUUGUCCGACACCUAAAAAAUAGACUGCAGUUAUUUACCAAGGCUUCAUUGACAGAAACUCCCAAACCUGCAGUUUAGAAAGACAAUGAAAGAGGUAUUUCGACAAAGCCACGGACUGUGUAAUAAACAUGCAGCCUCCAGAAGAUCUUUUACACCGCAUAUACUCUAAACCUAGGAGCCCAGGAGCAUUUAAAAAAUCUACUGUUUUUCAGCCAGCAACUCCCUCACAACAGCUUCCUGAUAAUACCACCUGCACUCUCCGAACAUCCAUCUAUAGAAAGGACAUACCAAACAGGAGACAACAGUGGAUGAAAUGGGAGGAGAGAGGAAAAUAUUUCCACUCAAAAAGUCUCAGGUCACUGGUGGAAAGACAGGAAGGGCAUCCUUCCAAGCAGACAGAGCAAGAACUGAACCCCGUUUCUGAAACAGAAUUGAGCCUGGAGCCCAAGUUUCUUCCUCACCCUGAAGUGCAGGAAUAUCAGGAGCAGUCCCUUGAUGACAAAGAUACUGUGUUGAUUUCAUCAGAACCGGAGGAUAAUUUUGAGGAUGGGGCCAUGCACCACAUCCUGAGAUUACGAAACUCACUUGGCUGGGAGACAGUAUUGCCAAAUGAUGGACCAAGUCUCAAAAUCCGUACUGCUCAGUUUUUGACGAUAAAUCAGCUACAGGUGGAUGUCAUGACACCAAAGGAAGACACUGGCGAUUUUGUGUACUGUCUCUCAAGGACUCAGAAUGACCCGAGAGCACGCUAUGAUCCUUACAAUCUACAAGUUGUUUCUGCAAAAACAGCCAAAUCCUAUAAACCAUACUGGACAAUCAGUGCAUCCCAUGUUUCCAAGGUCACCUCUAUAACUGAAAAAGAUGGAAUAGAAACCAUUUCAGCACUGGAUUGGUUGCUGGAACGAUAUCUUUUUUACAAGAUUCAUCAACUGCCUGUCUUUGUGAAAUUCAGAAAAUGGAAGGCUUUCAAUGUUUGGAAGGUCAAUGUCUGCAGCUCAAAGACCAGCAGAAGUAGAAUGAUUAUGAUGAAGCAAUUGUUUGUUGCCGAUGUGAUCUUCCAGCGCUGCCUAUAUUACAUACAGGCAUUGUGUGAAGCAGCCAGUUCAAGUAAUAGAGGUCUAGGAUCUGCAGAGAGUGCCAUUGUUUUUGUGAAACUGGACAGAAAUAACUCCUAUUCCUAUGAGGAGUUUGCUGAAAUUCAGAGUGAGCAAUGUAAAUAUGCACUGAAACAGCUUUGUGACCUCAGAUACAAGAUAAUUCAGUCUGUCAAAGAGACCUGUUUGCAGCUUCACAGCCACACCACCACAUCCUGUGCAAGGAAAGCCACAGCAGAAGGAUUCAGGAAGUUAUUCGUAGCAGAACCCAGUGACUUGAGCAAGAGGCCAACAUUUACUGAGAUUGUGGAGUCAAGACCCCUCCUCAUGGUAUUCAUCAGGUUCCUGAAACUGGUGGAUCACCUCUUCCAAGAGCUUCUCAGUCGACUGGUGAAAACUGCUGUCCGGCUAUUACUUGAAGCCAUGACUGCUUCAUAUGCAGUGACCUCAACAGAUGCAAGAAGGAAUGAACAACUGCUGAGCACUUUCCCACAUAAAAUAAGGGCACAGCUGGACAGGCGCCUCCGUAAUAUACUGGGUGAUUCAGAGACUUCUUCUCAGGACUAUAAAACAAGCAAAGGAGUAGAUACAAAUGAAAGCAAACCUGAGGAGCUCACUGAUCAAGGUGCAAUGGAUAUGGAUCAGGUACUCCAAGAUGUUAAACAGCAGACAAAGACAGAGACGAUGGCACCAAUGUUCAUUGUAAAUUUGACGCUUGACAUUCCAUCUAAACAUAUAAUCCUUCCUCGAGACAGCACAAAGGCUAAAUGCCGAGCCCGUAACAAAGUGUGUCGGACAGCUAAAGUCAGGCAAUCUUUUGACCGCUUACAGAUUUCUGAUGAAUCAAGGGAUAUAGAUUGCAGUCUCCAGGAUACUUCAGAAAGUGGAAUAGACAUUCAGGAAGAGAUGGAAGAAGGGUCUGAAUAUAAGCAUCCUGCUCAAUAUAUCUUGUCGCCCACAUCAGAAGAUCUACUGACACAAGUACAUAAUAUAGUCAGAGUGCUAGAAGAGAUCGUUGCCAAGCUGGUCUCCUUUACCAAUGAACCUUGCUUGUCCAUGUUUAACUCACAGUCUUUGUAUGAAAUGAAGCUCUCUAGUGAUCAGGAAUUGGAAGCAAAGAAGACAAAGCGGUUCUCGCUCAACGCUGACAUACUGUUUGGCCAAGAUCCAAUCUACCAACAACACCUCACUAAACUGCAGAAUUUGAUAAGAGCCUCAAUGGCAGAAGUAACACAGUACAGCAGAAAAUUUGAGCAAUACUCUGUUAUGGUGGAUCAGGCCAUGAAUCUGGAUCUUGAAGCUUUAGUAAGGCAGCAGGAGUGGAGCCCAGGGGAAUUCAGAAGCAUGUUGGAGGUUUACACAGAAUAUGUCAUGAGUGUAAGAAACAUGACAGUGGAGAGACGGGUCCGGUUGGUGAAAGUGGUGAGCCAGCAGUAUCAGGCGGACUGCUUUCCCUAUUUGGAAAUGGUGAUCCAUGAACUGCAUAACCACCUGAAGAACACUGCUUACAAAAAGUCUAGUGAACUGCUAAGUGUGAUUGAAGAAGCUCAGAAGAAUCUCAGUAAGGAACCAGAAACUAUUGACAUGUUUGGGAAACACUUGCUGUUCCUGUCUCGAAUGGAGAUAGAAUUGCCCAAAUUGGAGAGAAAGUUUCAAACUGUGACUCAGCUAUAUGGUAUUGCCAAUGAGUAUGGUGUCUCCAUCCCUCCUGAAGAAGUGGCACUCUAUCAAAUCCUGGUUCCAACUUUCCACAGCCUGAAAUCCAACAUCCUCUACUUUGAGGCCAUAAAAGAAAGCAACAUCAAAAAAUUCAGUGAAAACCUGGAGAGAGACAUCAGUAACCUUUACAAUGAUCUAAUGCAAGUUAAAUAUAAGGUGAGAAAUCCUGCUCUCCUCCAGGCUGCUACCAGCCCACACAAUGCUCUGGAGACCAUCAAUGCUCUGAUGCUGGAAGUCUCCUCAAUUGCCAGCAGGGCACGAACCUAUAGCAACUAUCAGGAUCGCUUCUGCAGCUCAGGUAGCAUUGUCUGCUCUGUCAUUACCAUUUCUGGGUCAAUGCAGAAAUGGCCAGGAAGGGUGAGCAGCCAGUCGCUGAAAGCACUGCUGUCUGAGACUGAGUACGAGUUGAUGCUGAUGAAGUUGCUGAGGGAAUCAGAGAAGGAUUGGAAGAAUCUGCAUGCAAACUGGAUGGAGAACUGGUUUGAUGAACUGAACGUUGAUGCCAUUCAAAAGGAUGUCAACAGAUUCACACAGACAAUACAUUUGCUGGAAAAAGGAUUGCCACCAAAUGAUAGCGUUCCUCUUUUGAAGCAGGCAGUGUUUGACUUUAAAGAGAUGUUGCCAAUCAUUGUGGCCCUGAGGAAUCCUUGGCUGGAAUCCCAGCAUUGGGACACCAUUGAGUAUACAGUUGGUCGUUCAAUCAAGGAUAAACACCUCACGCUGGAAAAUUUCAUGAAGCUCAGGGUGUUCCAGCAUAAGGAUGUGAUUGUUAAUACGUCCAGCUUAGCUACCAAUCAAGGAACUCUGAGAAGCAUGCUGGAAGAAGUCAUUACGCAGUGGAAACAAACCAGCUUCAAGCUGGUGAGUCACCAGCUGGAAACCUCUACUGUACUGAUUAUCGGGUCCACUGAAGAGGUUGUUACUCAGCUGGAAGAGAGUCUAAACAUCAUCUCCACCAUUAAGAGCUCUCGUUAUAUGGGACCACUUGAGAAUGAGGUGCUCGACUGGAACCAUAAACUGAACCAGAUGGCACUUACUUUAGAAGAGUGGAUGACCUGUCAACGAAACUGGCUCUACCUCAAGUCCAUUUUUCAAGCACCUGACAUCCAGAGGCAACUAGCAGCGGAGACCAAACUCUUCGCCCAGAUUGAAGUAACAUGCAAUGAGUUGGUGAUGCGAGUUCAGAAAAACUCAAAUAUCUUGAAGAUUACCAGUACGGCAGGGAUCCUGGAGCUCCUGCAGGCCACCAAUGCUAACCUGGAAAAGUUACUAAAGUGUCUGGAGGAUUACUUAGAAGCUAAGCGGAUUGCUUUCCCACGUUUCUACUUUCUCAGCAAUAAUGAUCUGCUGGAUAUCUUGUCUCGGAGCAGAAAUCUGGAUGCCAUACAGCCUCACUUGGCAAAAUGCUUUGAAAAUAUCAAGUCUUUGGAAAUCAGCAGUCAGUCUGCCAGGCCUCCUGUUGUGUUAAUGCUCAAGUCUGCAGAAAAUGAAAAUCUGCCCCUGCCAAGGAAUGUUUGGAUACGGGGACCUAUUGAAAGCUGGCUGGGUAACAUGGAAAGUGCAAUGUUUGAAGCUGUGAGAAAGCAUCUCCAAGUGGGAAUAACCGACUGGGGAUCAACACAAUUCAAAAAGUGGGUGCUGUCUCAUCCAGGACAGAUAGUCCUCACCGUGAGCCAGAUAAUGUUCAACCGAGAUUGCAUGAACUGCUUCCGUGGGACCAAGCCACAAAGCCAGCUACAAGGAGUCCAUCUAGAGCUGAUGAAUAGGCUUGAUAUGUUGGCUGAGCUUGUGUGUGUGCCUCUGCGACCCUCUCAAGAGACAGUGUUGGAGAGUCUGGUAACCAUCAAUGUACACUGCCGUGAUGUGCUGGGUGACUUAAUUGUUAAGAAGGUCUUCAAAACAGAAGAUUUUGAGUGGACCAGGCAAUUGCGUUAUGAAUGGAACACGCAGAACAACUCUUGCUACGUCAUGCACACCAAAAGCUCCUUUGUCUAUGGCUAUGAGUAUCUUGGCUGCUCUCCCCGAUUAGUAAUCACUCCACUGACUGACCGCUGCUGGCUAACUCUGACUGGAGCCUUGAACUUCAACCUCGGAGGCUUGCCAUCAGGACCGUCAGGGACAGGCAAAACAGCAACAGUCAAAGACCUUGCUAAAGCCCUGGGAAAGUUUUGUGUUGUCUUCAACUGUUCCAAAGGCCUGGAUUACAAGAUGAUGGCAAAUUUGUUCUCUGGAAUAGCUCAGUCUGGAGCAUGGAUUUGCUUUGAUGAGUUUAAUCGGAUUGACGUGGAAGUCCUGUCAGUAACUGCCUCACAGAUCCAAACAAUUAAGGCAGCCAAGGACAGUGAAGCAAUGAAAUUUGUGUUUGGAGGCAGAGAGAUCCGGCUGAAUAUGUCUUGUGGUUUCUUUGCAACCAUGAAUCCUGGGUAUAAGGGACGUGUUGAGCUGCCAGACAACCUAAAGUCCCUGUUUAGACCAGUUGCCAUGAUGGUGCCUGACGCCAAGCUCAUUGCCGAAGUCACGUUGUUCUCUCAGGGCUUUAAGUCAGCCAGGUCCCUCUCUGGAAAGGUCAUCAAUCUUUACCAGCUCGCCUGCCAGCAGCUUUCUCAGCAGGACCAUUAUGACUUUGGAAUGCGGUCUAUAAAGUCUGUGUUAUUGCUGGCAGGGAAGAGGAAGAGAGCAUUGGAGGCUAGAGAUGCGAAGAAGUCACUGAACCACACUGAUGAAUCACACAUUCUCAUCAAUGCACUAAAGGAUGCAAAUGUGACCAAAUUCCUGGCUGAAGAUGUACCUUUGUUUGGAAGCAUUCUGACUGACCUAUUCCCAGGACUGACUCCACCCAAAGAUGAAACCCUUCUUUUGCAGAAAGCGAUAGGCAUUGCAACAUUGGAGCUGGGCUUCCAGAGCUGCCCAAGCCAAGAGGAGAAGAUAAUCCAACUGUACAGUCAGAUUCUGGUACGUCAUGGCGUGAUGCUGGUGGGCCCCACCUGUGGCGGUAAGACAGUAGCUAGGAUGAUUCUGCAGAAGGCCCUGGUCAUCCUGCCAGGACUUGUUCCAGAGGCCAUAUCCGAGGCCAAAUCACUCUCGAGUUCCAUUGGUAAGAAAGGCAAGGUGGAGAUAUUCACUGUGAAUCCCAAGUCCAUUAGCCUUAGAGAGCUCUAUGGGUAUCUGAACCCACGUACAAUGACCUGGACUGAUGGUCUAUUGACACAGGCAAUGCGGAAGUUUGCCAAAGACCUUCACAAAGAUCAUGGCCGUGAGCCUGAGAUGAAGCUGAUUUCUCCUUCGUUCAGCAAUGUAGAGAGGAGUUGGACUGAGCUCCAAGAUCACAAGAGUCAGGAAAGAGAAGAUAUGACACUGAUGAGCAGUUGGAGGUGGAUAAUCAUGGAUGGCCCUGUGGACACAGUCUGGAUCGAAAACCUCAACACGGUGCUGGAUGAUACAAAAACCCUGUGCCUAUCUAAUGGGGAACGCAUCAGUUUUCCGCCUGGCAUGAGGCUCCUGUUUGAGGUGGACAGCCUUUCCCAAGCCAGCCCUGCCACUAUCAGCAGGUGUGCCAUGGUCUAUAUGGACCCAGUUGAUCUUGGCUGGCAACCUUACGUGAGGACCUGGUUGGCCAAGCUCCCGGAGCAGCUGCCUCAGGGUGGCAGAGAGUGCCUACAGACCCUCUUUGACAAAAGCAUGUCAGCGGGCCUGCGCUUUGUGAGAAAGUGGCAGCAACUGUGUCAGUUCAAUGUGCCAGAUCUGGGCAUCGUGAUGACUCUUUGCCGCAUUCUCCAAGCUCUUUUGGACUUCCUGAGCAGGAAUGGUGGUUUUGGAGCAGGUGUUUCUGCUAGCUCUAGUGAAGAAGUCAGUGACCCCAAAGGGCUCUUUAUGAUGGUAACCCCUGAGGAAAGUCCAGGUGGACAAGACAAUCAGGCCAGUUCUGGAUCCAGGCCUGCAAGGUGGUUUUUACAGAAGCAACCAAACCAGCUUCCCUCACUGCUGGCAAAGCUCUACGUCUUUUCCUUCACCUGGGCAGUUGGAGGCUGCUUGAAGCAUGAAGAUGAUUGUGAGGAGGAUGACCUGGUCGGAGUCAGUGACAGAGUCAAAGAGGACAUGGCGGUUAAGGUCACGCUGGACUUCAACACUUUUGUCCAAAAGAUGUUCGGGGGGAAAUCAGAAUCCUCCGUUCAGUUUCCUGCUGAGAAGGCCACUGUCUUUGAAUACUUUGUGGAUAUGCAAACAGGGAAAUAUGUAACCUGGGACAAGUUGGUUCCAUCCACUCAGAUGUUAAUUUCUAAAGCAGGGGCCCAUUUAGCAAGUCUUGCUGAGCCAAUAGUUCCUGAACUUCCCAGAUCAAAGCCAACUAUUCAAGGUCUUGUGCAUACAGUAGACACUGUGCGAUAUUCCUUCCUCAUCAGCCUGCUGCUGCUCAAUAAGUGCCCCGUGCUGCUAACAGGUGAAUCAGGCAAUGGAAAAUCUGCACUUAUUCGGGAAAUGCUUUCAACUCUUGAGAAAUCAAAAGGCUCGUUGAUCCAGUCAGAGACUAUCCUGGGCAAUGUCUUCCUAUACAAUGAGAUGAAACAUGAAAGCCUGGUGUCUGGCCUCACCCAGAUGUUUGAGGGCUUCAGCAGGAAAAUAGACAAGGGUACUGCCUGCAUUGAUGGAGUUUGCAGUGGUACACGUGUGGAUUUGGCUAAGAAGCACAUUACUCAGGCAGCCGCCCUGUUCAGUCGUGAAAACAAGGAGGUGAAGUUUGGCACCAUGCUGAUGAGUACCCAGACCACUUCAGCCCAAACCCAGGCUCAGAUCCUAAGGAACCUGGUGAAGAGGAGCAGGAGCAGGCAAAGCGCAGAGAGGAACAAACAGGUGAUUGUGUUUGUCGAUGACCUGAACAUGCCUGCUGUGGAGAAGUAUGGAGCUCAGCCUCCACUUGAGCUAAUCCGUCAAUUUCUUGACCUCGGUGGAUUCUUCGAUGUUAUGAAUCUAAAGUGGCUGCAAGUGGAGGAUUUGACCCUGGUGGCAGCUUGUGCACCUCCGGGUGGUGCACGGAGUGAGCUCAGUCAACGUUUGCUCAAACACUUCUGCACCUUCACCCUGCCUCAGCCCUCAACCAAGUCAAUGCAGCACAUCUUCCAGGUUAAAGUUGGCUGUUAUCUGGAGAGCCAUAACUUCAUGCCAGUUGUUCAGAACUGCAGGAAGCAGUUGGUAUCCGCUGCAAUUAGCAUGUAUUACAAAAUGUCUUUGUACAUGCUGCCCACGCCAGUCAAUCCCCAUUACACAUUCAACGUGCGAGAUUUGGUGAAGGUGAUUGAUGGCCUACUCCGAGCUGACAACACAGACAUUGUCUCCAAAAACAAGGCAAUGGUUCUCUUUGCACACGAGGUGACCAGAGUUUUCCAUGAUCGGCUCAGUAAUACAAAGGAUAGGCAGAUGUUUUAUAACUUCCUCUCGGAUGAUCUCCACAACUACUUCAAGAGCAAAUUGAGUCCAGCUGAUCUGAUUGAUAGCUGCUUCUUGUUUGGUGACUUCCUGGAUCUGCAAGCAUCUAGCAACAGCAGAGUUUACCAACAGAUCACAGACUGGGCCAGACUGGAAUCGGUCUUGGAGCAGUACCACCUGAGGCAGAGCCUAGGGAAUACGAAGGUCACUCCGCCUGUGUUCUUCAAGGAGGCAGUGGAGCACAUCGUCAGAGCUGUUCGGGUCUUCACCCAGCCCAGCGGCUACCUCAUGAUGGUUGGCUUGGACAGCACUGGCAAGAUAACCAACUCCUCUCUGGCCUGUUACGUAGCAGACUGUGAGCUCUUCACACUCUCCAUUGGGCAUAAUUAUAACCACAGUGACUUCAGAGAGGACCUGAAGAGAGUCUUCAAGCAGACUGGUGUCCAUGGAGUCAACACUGUCCUCUUGCUGACAGAUUUUGACCUCCUCCAGGCUUCAUUCCUGGAGGAUCUGAACUACAUGGUGAACUUGGGGCAGGUGCCGGGUCUCUUUGAAAGUGAGGAGCUGGACAAUGUCAUCAUGGAGCUGAAGAAAUAUGAGAGGGAAGGCAACAUCUCUGACAACAAGGAGGCUCUGUACCGUUUCUUCCUGCAGCGUGUACAUGACAGGUUGCACAUUGUACUGGCUCUAAGCACAACUGGCCAGAUGUUUCGCCAGUGGUGCCGGACGAAUCCCUCCCUUGUCAGCUGCUCCACCAUUGACUGGUAUGACCGGUGGCCAAAGGAGGCUCAGCUCAAGGUGGCCAAUGCGUACUUCGCACACGCAGAGUUUGAGGAGGUACUGAAGGAAAAGGUGGCCAAGGCUUGCGUUGACAUUCACAACAGCAUUUCAGUGGCAUUGGAGCAAAUGUGGCAGCAGAUGAGGAGACACUACUACAUCACCCCCAGCAAAUACAUGGAGCUGAUACAUACAUUCUCCAAUCUGUUUACAGCCAAGAAGAAGAAGAUCUUGAACGCAAGAAAUCGCUUUGCCAAUGGUCUAGAGAAACUAUCAGAGGCCAGCUCACUGAUUGGUGUGAUGCAGGAAGAACUGGUGCCAUUAGGAGCACAGAUAGAGAAGAAAACCAAGGAAGUUGAACAGUUAAUGAAGAAACUUCAGGAUGACACUGAUGCUAUGGAGGAGGUUCGAGCUAUAGUCAAACAGGAGGAGGAGAUUAUGGCUGAGGAGACACAAGUUGUGCAGGAGUAUGCCGAGCAGGCAACCAGUGAGCUGAAAAAUGUUCUUCCUGUCCUGGGCCAGGCCGUGAGUGCACUCCAAGCACUGGACAAGAGCGACAUUUCGGAGAUCAGGGUUUACAACAGCCCACCCACCCUGGUCCUGACUGUAAUGAAUGCUGUGUGUGUGCUGCUGCAGAAGCCACCCCAGUGGGCAACAGCUAAAUUACUGCUCAGUGACCCCUCCUUCCUGAAGCACCUGCUCAGCCUAGACAAGGACAAAAUACCUGAGAAGGUCUUCUUGAAAUUAAAAACUUACUCGAAGCAGCCUGAUUUCAGCCCUGAGCGAGUGGGUAAUGUUUCGACUGCCUGCCGCUCCCUCUGCCAGUGGGUGCUGGCGCUGGAACAUUAUCAUGAAGUCCGCAAGGCAGUGGAGCCGAAGCAGCAGAAAGUGCUGGACGCCCAGGAAGUUCUUGCAAUCGCCAGGAGUAAACUUCGAGAAAAAAAUACAGCCCUGAAGCUGGUUGAGGACCAUCAGCUGUCACUACAACAGGCCUUCAACAAAGCCUUGGAACAAAAGGAGGCCCUGGCUGCCCGCAAGCUGCAGACCACCCAAAGGCUUUCACGGGCUUCACUUCUCAUCACAGCCCUCACCAAUGAAGAGACCCGCUGGAAGGAGUGUCUCGAUGACUUGGACCGCCAAGUGCUGGCAGUAGUGGGUGACACUCUGCUCUCAGCUGCUUGCAUCACCUACUAUGGCCCAUUCACAGCUCACUACAGACAGAACCUGCUGAAUGAAUGGAAAAGCUUCUGUGCAGUGAUCGAAAUCCCAGUCUCACCUGAGUAUGCACUGAUACCAGCUACAACCGAAAAGAAUGAGGUUCGCAAUUUGCAGAACAGGGGUCUGCCUCCUGACAAUUACUCAACAGAGAAUGCCAUCCUGGUGAAGAUGGGCGAACGCUGGCCCUUACUCAUUGACCCACAGGGACAGGCUGUCAGAUGGAUUAAAAAGAUGGAAGGAGGGGACCUGUGCAUCCUUUUGGCCACACAUCACAAUUACAUGAGCAAGAUGUUGAACGCCAUUCGCAUGGGGCAUCCAGUCCUACUGCAUGAUGUCACUGAACAGCUGGAUCCCUGUCUGAGACCAAUUCUCUUGCGGAACAUUUGUACUCGGGCAGAACAGGAUUUCAUCAAGAUUGACAACACAGAAGUAGAGUACAACCCCAACUUCAGGCUGUACAUGACCACCCGCAUCUCCAACCCAAACUUCCUGCCAGCCGUCUGCAUCCUGGUCACACUAAUUAACUUCACAGCGACAUUUGAGGGGCUCCAGGAGCAACUGCUGUCCAGGGUGGUGAAACAGCAGCAUCCUGAGAUGGAAGAGAAACUCGGACAGCUGUUGGAGAGCAUUGUCCAUGACCUGGGCACCCUGCAGGACCUGGAGAACAGGUCACUCUCCCUAUUGCAGAAGUCUGAAGGGCACAUCUUAGAUGACCAGGACCUCAUUGAUACCCUUCAGAAGUCAAAAGACAUGUCCAAAGAGAUAAAACUUCGCAUUGAAGCCUCAGAGGAGAAUGAAAAGAAAAUCACAGCUGCUCGUCAGAAGUACCUUCCUGUGGCAACACGAGGUUCCAUUUUGUACUUCGUGGUUGAUGAAUUGUCACAGCUGAACUGCAUGUACCAGUUCUCUUUGCACUGGUUCAUGAAAAUAUUCACUGAGUCUGUGGGUGACAUUCACAAGUCACGCACAAGGAUGCCACAGUCGGGCACAAGUCAAAGUGCCUCUUUGCAACGAUCCAGAUGGUUCAAAAGUUCUACCAGCACACCACUGCACUCCAGCUUCAACUCCUUCCUCCAGAGCAUGAUCAAAACACUUACUAAGAACGUUUACAAGCUGGUCCGGUUUGCCAUCUUCACGGAUCACCAGCUCUGCUUCUCCUUUAUGCUGUGCACCAGCAUCAUGCGGAUAAACAAGGUGGAGGAAAGUGACCACAGCUCCAUGGGAACCCUGCCAGAGGCUGAGUGGCAGAUCUUCCUUCAUUCAGAAGUGUUGGCGAAAGUGGACCAUGGGCAGAGGUCCCAGGACACACAGAGUCUGGAAGAGGACAAAUGGUUUAAGCAAAGUCGGAAUGCUCAGUGGAUGUCUGAAGCCACCUGGAGUCAGUGUCUGUACAUUACCACUCAGCUGACCCCCUUUGCGUUACUCUGUAGAUCCCUCAAUAGCCAACCUCAGCAGUGGGAAGAUUUCCGCCAGGCUGAGGAACUCCACCACUUCCUGAAAACUCCUUUCCGCAAGCAGAUGCCACUCUCGAAGCAAGGUUUGAGCUCACAAGGAAUUAGCACUGGAUCACACCGUAUGAACACCGAACCUGAGGACACAAUUUUCCCUUGGGAACUCCUGAGUGCAUUCCAGAGGCUUAUAUUGAUAAAGAUCCUAAGGCCAGAGUGUUUGACAGCUGCUGUGAGUAUGUUUGUUGAGGAGAAGCUGGGUUCUGACUUCCUCCCAAGCCCUGCUGUCUACUUCAGCAACGUAUUUGAUGAAACUGAUGCCUCCACCCCCCUCAUCUUUCUUUUGUCACCAGGCACUGACCCCAUUGCCCAGGUACUAAGGUUUGCCAAGGAGUUCAGAGGCAGCACAGCCCAUCUGGACACAGUGUCACUGGGCCAGGGACAGGGGCUAGUUGCUGAAGAGCUGAUCCACAAGGUUCAGGUCUUAAAGGGGCGCUGGGUCUUCCUGCAGAACUGUCACCUGGCCGCCUCCUUCAUGCCAACACUGCAGGCCAUUGUAGAAUCGUUCAAGCAACCAGGUGUGAAUCUGGAUCCUGACUUCAGGCUGUUCCUGAGUUCCAAAUCGGACCAGACAUUUCCCAUCUCCAUUCUCCAGGAUGCGAUGAAGGUCACGGUGGAGCCACCAAAAGGCCUCAAAAACAAACUGCUGACGGCCUAUGGAAGCAGCGGCUUGAGAGAGGUCACAGAGCGAAUCUACAGGAGGGAGAAUUCAAAGCUGGGCUGGAGGAGGCUGCUCUUCAGCCUCUGCCUCUUUAACUCCGUGAUUCAGGAGAGGAACAAAUAUGGUGCACUGGGUUGGAACCUCCCGUACGAAUUCACCUCUAGUGAUUUGGAGGUAGCCAUCCUGAAUCUUGAGAUACUCCUGCAGGAUGAAGCGGAGAUCCCAUGGGAAGCCCUACGUUACCUAACUGGGGAGGUGGUGUACGGAGGUCGUGUCGCUGACCACUGGGACCGGCGGUGCCUCAACAGCAUGCUGAGCAGAUUCUACAGCCCAGAAAUCCUGCAGCAAGGCUUCAGCUUCUCCACCAAUGGGGUUUACACUAUGAUUGCUGAGAACAGGAGCUUGCACCAGUGUAUAAAGUACAUGGAAUCUCUACCCAGCACUGACUCUGCAGAUAUCUUCGGCAUGCACACCAAUGCAGAGAGUGCUUAUCUAGAGAGCCAAGCCAAGGAGUUCAUGACCACCAUCAAAAACAUCGAACCCAGGCUCAGCAGUGGAGUGCAGACUCUCAGAGAGCAGCACAGCCAGGAUGAAAUAGUGCUGGAAAAAGUGGAAGGAAUCCUCAGGAAGUUGCCUGAAACAGUGGAGGAUGUUCAUGGAUCGGAAAGCAACAUAACAGACCUAGCCCACUUGCUUGCAUCAUCCAGCUGGGCAACGCACGUGGCAUCUGUCAAAGGGUUUGAUUGCUUGGCAAACUUUCCACUACUGACGGUGCUGCGGCAUGAGAUAAAUUGCUACAACCAACUGCUGCAAGUGGUUAUUUCCUCGCUGAACUCCCUAUGCCAAGGGGUGAAGGGGAAGAUUAUCCUGACCCCCACACUGGAGGAGAUGUACAACUGCUUCCUUAGCCUCAAGAUGCCCAAACUUUGGCAGCUCCAUUCAUAUGACUCAUGCAAGCCUCUUGGGUCAUGGAUCGAUGACCUCGUAGACCGAGUGAACUUUUUCAGGACCUGGUCAGUGCAGUUUGUGGCAGGUGCUCAACAGAGGAUUGUGGUUCUUCAGGAGAAACCUGCAUCCCAGUGGAGUGUUACCCAGCAGGCCUGUAACGUGAACCCAUCUGCCUUCUGGCUUUCAGCAUUCUUCUAUCCACAGGGAUUCCUGGUGGCUCUAUUACAGAACCAUGCCCGGAAACAUGGUGUGCCGAUGGAUUCUCUCACCUUCAGCUUCCACAUCCUGCCCUUCAGUAAGGACACUGAGGAUCAUUCCAGCCCCACAAAGCAUCGAUCCAAUACCUGGACAAUGGCCUUUAAGGGCAGAGCUGCUCCAGAUGAUGGGGCUGUGCUGUUUGGUUUUUACUUGGAUGGUGCCUCCUGGGACCCCGAGGUAAAGACACUGAAGGACUGCAGCAUGGGCCAGAGAUUCUGCAAAAUGCCUGCAAUACAUUUCCUACCUGUAAAGAUUGACAGUCAAAAGGGAUUGUCUGGGCUGGUGAAGCACUCUCCAGUAGGGGAACAACAUUAUGAAUGUCCCAUGUACAGGACCUCUCAGCGAGCUGGCUCCCUCUCCACUACUAGCCUGUCUUCUGCCUUUAUAAUUGCAGUCCACCUCCCCACUACCCUGCCUGCCGAACACUGGGUGUUGCGGGGUGUGGCCCUUGUGUGCCAGAUGGACAAUUGACCAUUCUGGCUGUAUCUCCUCUCUCCUUGCAAGGAGAAAAUCCAAGGAUGAUUCAAGAUCACCUUUCUCAAUCAGCCCUGAAUUCCAAGAUCCUGAUUGCAUUGUUCCACCAGGUUUCCAAUAUCCUUCUCUCUCCUGACCAAUAUUCCAGAGUUCAUUGAUACCCUCCCAUUUUGGAGGAAUACUUAUGUUGUUUCCAUUAAUCCCCUCUAUUGGAAAGGGGUUUAUUAGUUCUGCUCAACUUGUCACCCCACCCCAUGUAAAGCCCUCUAUGUUUCAGCCCAGGAGACCUGAAGCUGAUUUUGUCCCUCUGUGUAUGUGUGUGCUCAUAUGCUGAUUUGUAUGACCUCAGGAUUCUUCAUGAGCACUCACCAUGUGUGAUAUCUUGUUUCACACCUAACAAUAAGAACAUUGCCACGUUUUACAGAAGUGAUCAAUUCUCCAAUGUUUGCUUAAUUAAACAAUA